UUUUAGAUGCAUUCCUUCUGACAGGCUUUUCUAUAUUCAAAGUGUAUGUCCAAAUUAACUGAGGCACAUUCUUCAGUCUCAGUAAUGAGCACUGAACAUGUUAAUUGACCUAAAGUCUACAACAGCUGAAUCAUCCUCAAACAAUUCACUCUUAUCCAGAUUUACUCUGAGCGAAAUCUCAGGGGUGGUACCCCUAAAUCCUGGGACAAAACAAAGGCAAGGUGCCCCGCUCUGAAUGCCUGGCUUAUUAUGCAACUGGAGUAUAAAACUCAAACCGCAGGCAGGAGCUCAGACAUUUAUUUCUGGAAGGAGUUGAGGCAAAAACACAUAGGCCGAAGAGGGUUUAGAUAGCUUCAUCAGCCCUUGUGAUCAGAGUUCAAGAUCUACUCAACCCCGAGUUUGAUUUUAUAAUUCAAAAUACAUGGAUUUUAUUUUGCCCCAAACGACCCCUGCUGAUGGUAUCCAAUGGGAGAAAGUUUUACCCCCCCUAAUUCCUCGACUGAAUGGAACCUACGGACAAUACAACUGGUCCCCAAAAUUGCUUAUGGCUGAGACUGAAAACGCCAGUUCUGCUGAGGUGAACUGUGAUGACAAUGGCUUUACAAUUCAAGUUGAUGUUAAGCAUUUUAAACCAGAGGACCUGAUGGUUAAAGUUAUUGGAGACUUUGUGGAAGUGCAAGGAAGGCAUGAGGAGAAAAAGAGUGGCAGUGGACUCACAACACGGCAGUUUAAUCGUCGAUAUCGGGUUCCAAAAGAGGUGGAUAUAAUGGCUUUGGAAUCUGCUGUGUCUCCCAGUGGUAUUCUCAUCGUAUCUGCGCCCAUUCUACCACCAGACAAUGUUCACGCUUUGAGCUAAUCUACACCCAACAAGAAUUAAAUAUUGUGUCUUCCAGUAAUAUCGGCAUAGGUGAUAAAACUAUGGCAACUUUGACUUGACAGCAAGAUUUCAUUUAAAUUCUUGGCUACCGAAACCCUCCAAUCAGCAUAACUUCAUUGGAUAAUUUAUAACACACGAGUUUUUCUUGUUGUUUUUUUUUUUUAUUAAUAUUGAUUUAAAUGUGAUAUAGAAAUAAAACUAGUUAACAUUUCCUGAUGUUGUAUUCUUACUUGAAUUCAAAAGGUCUCAAAAUGAGCAGAACUGAGUGAUGGGUGUUUGUCUUUGCUUAGAUUUACCAACUAUGCCAGUAUGAGAGAAGGGUACUGUAUGUGAUUGUAAAUUGAGUUGAUAUCUUCCUUUGAGCGAACCUUGUAAGUAUACACUGUUCUAUUUUGUAUUCAUGCUUUUGAUGAAGAAAUAUUAAAAUGUAACUUUUAUUUGACUGUGAUUUAAUAAAAAAUAGAAACAUUAUGCAUUCA
This is a messenger RNA of Boleophthalmus pectinirostris (great blue-spotted mudskipper), 1356 nucleotides long. RefSeq names its product heat shock protein, alpha-crystallin-related, b6 (gene hspb6). The record is from RefSeq and is a predicted model, not a curated record. Gene Ontology annotation, biological process: response to heat; protein refolding. Bases 422 to 856 code for a protein of 144 amino acids. Lineage: Eukaryota; Metazoa; Chordata; Actinopteri; Gobiiformes; Gobiidae. Gene Ontology annotation, molecular function: protein folding chaperone. The transcript has 3 exons.